Poeciliopsis prolifica (blackstripe livebearer) is the source of this 1682-nucleotide messenger RNA. It is a transcript of the gene crls1, whose product is annotated as cardiolipin synthase 1. Bases 121 to 1137 code for a protein of 338 amino acids. Gene Ontology annotation, biological process: cardiolipin biosynthetic process. The record is from RefSeq and is a predicted model, not a curated record. Lineage: Eukaryota; Metazoa; Chordata; Actinopteri; Cyprinodontiformes; Poeciliidae. Gene Ontology annotation, molecular function: cardiolipin synthase activity. The transcript has 7 exons. Gene Ontology annotation, cellular component: membrane; mitochondrion.
UUUCCGGUAAGAUGGCAGCCUUGCUGCCCUCGCAGGGUUGCCGUCAGGAUCGGUAGCCCACGAUGAGCACGCGAGGAAACGACACACGGGCAGCCGGUCAGUAAUGCGAGUCUCUCGAAGAUGAUUACGACGUGUUUGACCCGGCUUUCCGCUUCACUGUUUCUCAAGGCAGCGAGCGUCCCUGAGCGCUGCCCGGGUGUGUGUCGGCUUGCGGCCCCAAUAUGGCGGCUCGGACAGCCACCUGCCACGGUGAGCGUGAGGCUCACACGGCCUCGGCUUAGUGGCUCGUGGCUCUUCAAACUCAAAUGGAUGGACUUCCGGGGUUCGCGCUCGAGCGUCCAGCGAGUGAAAACGUUUGGACUCACGGAGGGGUCCAUGCUCGUGCACCGAAGAGGUCUUGAAAGGUCAGCGGCCGUUUUGAGACCGCUGUUCCUCCCCAGAGUUCGUGGACUUUGCAGCAGGAAGACAGAAGAGGCGUCUGACAGGUCCACAGUGCCGGGACAAGGACUGUUCAAAUUCAAAGAACUGUAUGAGAACCCGUGGACGGUCCCCAACCUGCUGUGUGUGUGUCGGAUUCUGCUGGCUCCAUAUCUGGGUUAUCUGAUCACCCAGCAGCAUUUUGACCUCAGCCUGGUUCUGUUUACUUUGGCAGGAGCCACUGACCUGCUGGACGGCUUCAUUGCCAGAACGUGGCCCACUCAGAAGUCGGCCCUGGGCAGCGCUCUGGAUCCGCUGGCCGACAAGAUCCUCAUCAGUGUUUUAUAUGUGAGUCUCACCUACGCCGAACUUAUCCCAGCUCCGCUGACAGCUCUCGUGAUUUUUCGAGACAUUGGUUUGAUAGCCGCCGUCUUCUGGGUCAGAUACAAGACUGUUCCUCCACCGGUGACCCUCAGUAAGUUUUUUAACCCUUGCUACACUACAGCCCAGCUGAAACCCACACUCUUCAGUAAGGUGAACACGGCCAUCCAGCUGUUCCUGGUUGCCACCUCUCUGGCUGCUCCAGUCUUCCACUAUACAGACAGCGUCCUGCUGCAGUGUUUAUGGUAUAUUACAGCUGUGACCACAACAGCAUCAGGCUACAGCUACUGGCAUUACGGCCGCAAGACUGUUAAGGUGUUGAACACCAGAUCUCCAUGACGAUGCCUCCCCCCGGGAUCCGGCCCCCCCUCCCCCUCCCUCCCGGGAUGCAGCCCCCCCACACCCCCCCCCGCCUCCCCCCGGACGCCUGUAGGAAUGAAAAGAAAACAGAAGAAGCUUCUGCAGGGGGACGCUCAUCAGACACAGCGAAUGUAGAACAGACGGGCAGAUGAACGGUCGCCAGGAGCUCUGAAGACAAGUAGCUGUGACAAGCCUUCAUGGGUCACCAUGGCGAUGACGCAUGCAGGGGGAAAACAAGUGAAGCCGCAGAUGGUUUCAUCGCAGAGAUCCUGAGACGGCAGCUCUGCCAGCAGGCGCGUCCAGAGCCGCGUGCAUAGAGGAGAAAAAAACUGCAAACAUAAAUAAAAAUAUUUCCUCCACCCACGUCAGAAGCCGCACACAGCAACCUCAAGCCCAGAGCUGCCAGGUUCUUCUUCCUGAUUUUAUUUCUUAGUCAGAUGCAACGUCCACUGAAUCAGAGUCUCAUCAACCUGAAUUUUUGUAAGCCGAUGAUUUCUGAUUAAACAAAACACAUAGAAAAUCUG